AUGUUUGACAGCUCACAGUACCCCUAUAACUGCUUCAAUGACGACGCCGACGACUACCCUGCUGGCAGCUCCGACGAGGAAAAAAGGCUCACAAGACCAGCAUACAGCCCCUCUGUCUGGCACCCCUGUCGCAGCUACAUCGCGCUGAUCGCCAUGGCCAUCCAGCAGAGCCCCGCGGGACGCGUGACCCUGUCCGGCAUCUACGACUUUAUUAUGCGCAAGUUCCCCUAUUACCGCGCCAACCAGCGCGCCUGGCAGAACUCCAUCCGCCACAACCUGUCGCUCAACAGCUGCUUCGUCAAGGUGCCACGAACUGAAGGCCACGAUAAGGGCAAAGGCAACUACUGGACGUUCGCGGGCGGCUGCGAGUCCCUCCUGGAUCUUUUCGAGAAUGGCAACUUCCGUCGGCGACGCAGGCGACGCGGCCCCAAGCGCGAGGGACCCCCAGGUUCCCUCGAGCCAGCAGCGCGCAGGUCCCCGGACCCCGACGGCGCGCGAGCCCCAGACCGCGAGGCCCAGGCUAGCCCUGCCACACACAGAGACAUCAAAUUCAGCAUUGACUACAUCCUGUCUUCCCCGGACCCUUUCCCUGCGCUCAGGUCACCCUGUCACUCGCAGGAAGCCAGGUAUCCGGCGCUGGAGCCCCAUCAAAUGAGCUUCCAUUUUUGGGCAGCAUGAGGUGACCUCCCCGGAGCUCUGCAGUCCGUUGAGGACUUGGGCCUGAUUUCCCCGGAAGGAACGACUUGAACCAGGGAUCUUGAAUCAAGAACCCUGGACGUUGCCACAUCUACACACAUCUUCCCAGACUGCCCGGGGAACUCAGCUCUCCACUUGGAGGAAAGCUCUGGAGACCUUCUUAUAAAAGGUAUUUAUGGUGGUGUUGUGACUUUAUAACGAAUAAAAAUAGUUCUCUCGCAGGAAAACCUGGCUCGGAUUCGGCUCCACUUCAGGAUUUGCUGUGGACUCACUGAAGCCCCCUACACCAAGCUGUAAAAUCACCCGAGGCUCCCUGGAAUCAGGUAGCAUUUUGUCCUCAGUCAUGUGACAGGUGGCUUUGUAGACACCACCAUUCCAAAGUUAAAGUGUGCUCAGUAACUUAUUCAUGACGCUGGUUAAGGCCUUCCCUUUAGCUAAAAACAAUGAGUUUUAAAACAGCGAAGACAGAUGUUGACCUAUCCUGGGGCUCUUACCCCAAGGCUUACAACGAUGUCAAGCUAUGAGUUGACAUAAUCAGAAGUAGCCUGAGUUCUCAGCAGAAAUGUACCUCCCAGACC
Peromyscus eremicus (cactus mouse) is the source of this 1274-nucleotide messenger RNA. It is a transcript of the gene Foxl3, whose product is annotated as forkhead box L3. Gene Ontology annotation, molecular function: RNA polymerase II cis-regulatory region sequence-specific DNA binding; DNA-binding transcription factor activity, RNA polymerase II-specific. NCBI's taxonomy places the organism in Eukaryota, Metazoa, Chordata, Mammalia, Rodentia, Cricetidae. The transcript has 3 exons. The record is from RefSeq and is a predicted model, not a curated record. The coding region runs from base 1 to 678 and encodes 225 amino acids. Gene Ontology annotation, biological process: cell differentiation; anatomical structure morphogenesis; regulation of transcription by RNA polymerase II.